Molecule: messenger RNA, 1458 nt
Organism: Chaetomium fimeti
Lineage: Eukaryota; Fungi; Ascomycota; Sordariomycetes; Sordariales; Chaetomiaceae
Exons: 2
Coding region: 1-1458 (485 amino acids)
Source: RefSeq, a predicted model, not a curated record
AUGGACUACUUUAACGAGAUCGCUAACGUUGGAGUCUAUUCAAGGAAGCGCCCGCUGGGUGUCCUCGACCUGAAUGUGAUGAUGGAGAUAAACCCCGGAAGCAAGUGGGCAGAGGAUGAGCUCUUCGCCGCCCGCGUGGUGAUUCGCACCGCCCGGUCCGAUCGCCAGUUUGGCCACAUCCUACCCAUCCUCCGGAGGCAUUCUACCCUCGUGUUGGCCGCACGCGAGCAACCAGGUAUACAGGCGCUCUUGAAAGUGCCUGACCUGCUGGACCGGCAUCGGGAAAUGAAUGAGAUCCAAUUUGGACAUUGCUAUGGCACAAGCCUGGGAUCAUUUUGGGACGCUCUCGCUAAGUUUGGUGAUGUUGAAGAUACCGACGUCGACGUUGACAUCAAUGACGGCGGCGACGACGACAACCGCAACGCGAAGGGUGAGGACAACGGCGAGGACGACGGCGAGGACGACAGGGAGGACGACAGGGAGGAAAACGAAGAGGACGAUUGGGAGGAUAACGGCGAGGACGACAGAGAGGACAACGGCGAGGAUAACGAAGAGGACGAUGGGGAGGAUCACGGAGAAGACCAUGAUGUGGACUGCGGCGACGGCGAAUAUAUGGAUAAGAGGGUUGGCAAACCCAAAAAGCGCUCCUACAGCCCGAGUUCCGAUGAAUCCGCGACCGCUUUGCCCGCUCGGAGCAAGCGAGUCCGAACGGUGCGCAUUCGACAAGGAUUCGUGGACAUCACUCAAACGAAAAUCGAGUCGAGCUCGCCGCAACGCUCCUCGCAGGAGACAUGUCACGGUUCGGAUCCGACGUUUGUCGGCAAAUCCCACGCCUUAACUGACGUUCCGGAAGAAGCAACUGUCGAGAUUGCCUCGGCGUUCAUUCGCCAUGUGCUCCAAGCUUGCCCGCCCCAGCACGACACACUGAACCACAACCCCCCGUACAUGGUCCUAUUCUCACGAGUGUCUCGUCAGUUCACGGGCAAAACUGCUGCGAAAGAACUGAUCAAAGCUACGGCGGACGGAGAGCUACAACUGCAUCGACUUGAUAACAGAAAUUGUUAUCGUCCCACUGGCCACCGACCCGCCCUCCUUGAAGCGAAGAAGCGGUUCGCAAUUAUCAAAGACGGGCAGCCAUUUCUGACGAACGAGCUUCUUGGCCAAAUGACCUGCGAGGCACUUGCGCUGUGUCUCCAGCGGACGAAGGAGACCGGCCAAGCAGAAGAAAACAUCUUCAUCAUUGCGGCUGUGCGGCGAUACAUGCGCUUCCUGCAGUUUACAAUCCCCAAAUCGUAUAUCAACGCCCUGACGACCCAGACAGAGCCCGAAAUGCUUACCGACUUUGUAAACGUCUGGGCGACACCGUGGUUUGAUCUCGAGGGCCCGGGCGGGCGUCGUGGCGCAGUCGACAACAUCGUCGCCUUGGUCAGCCGGCAGUCUCACGUGGAGCAUGCGUAA